AAUACGAGGGUAGGGGAGAUAACAUAAAGUUUUUGCCUGAGGUUCUCAGGAUUUAUUCCAGGGAUGAACAGUGUCCUGGCAGAGAGAGAAAGAGAUACAGAAAGAAAUAUGAUGGGCAGCUUCUUUGAAGCAUCUACUAUAACAAUGAAGACCAUUCUCAACAACCAGACCGUGGACAUUCCAAAGAAUUUCGACAUCUCUCUGAAGGGCCACAUGGUCAUCGUGAAGGGCGCCAGAGGCAACCUGCAGAGGGACUUAAACCACAUCAACAAAGAGCUCAGUCUCUUUGGAAAGGAAAAGAAGCGGCUCCAAGUUGACAGAUGGUGGGGAAAUAGAAAGGAACUGGCUACUGUUCACACUAUCUGCAGCCAUGUACAGAACGUGAUCAAGGGAGUUACACUGGGCUUCCGAUACAAAAUGAGGUCCAUGUAUGCUCACUUCCCUAUCAACUUUAUUAUUCAGGAGAAUGAGUCUCUUGGUGAAAUCAGAAAUUUCUUGGGAGAAAAAUACAUACGCAGGGUUCAAAUGAGGUCAGGUGUUGCAUGCUCGGAAUCACAAGCCCAGAAAGAUGAAUUAAUUAUUGAAGGAAAUGACAUUCAACUUGUAUCAAAUUCAGCUGCAUUGAUUCAGCAAGCUACAACUGUUAAAAACAAAGACAUCCGGAAAUUUUUGGAUGGUAUCUAUGUUUCUGAAAAAGGAACAGUUUAGCAGGCUGAUGAAUAAUCUCUAAGGUGUCCAGCCACACAAGCAGCAAAAUAAUGGGAUGAUGUAUGAUCUCUUAAAAGAUUCAAUAAAGGGAGUCGGGUGGUAGCACAGCGGGUUAAGCGCAGGUGGCGCAAAGCACAAGGAUGGGUGUAAGGAUCCCAGUUCGAGCCCCUGACUCCCCACCUGCAGGGGAGUCGCUUCACAGGUGGUGAAGAACAUCUGCAGGUGUCUGUCUUUCUCUCCCCCUCACUGUCUUCCCCUCCUCUCUCCAUUUCUCUCUGUCCUAUCCAACAACAACAACAAUAAUAACUACAACAAUAAAACAACAAGGGCAACAAAAGGGAAUAAAUAAAUAAAAUAAAUAUAAA
Molecule: messenger RNA, 1073 nt
Organism: Erinaceus europaeus (western European hedgehog)
Lineage: Eukaryota; Metazoa; Chordata; Mammalia; Eulipotyphla; Erinaceidae
Product: large ribosomal subunit protein uL6-like
Exons: 1
Coding region: 64-708 (214 amino acids)
Biological process (GO): cytoplasmic translation
Cellular component (GO): ribosome; cytosolic large ribosomal subunit
Molecular function (GO): rRNA binding; structural constituent of ribosome
Source: RefSeq, a predicted model, not a curated record